Molecule: messenger RNA, 3743 nt
Organism: Columba livia (rock pigeon)
Lineage: Eukaryota; Metazoa; Chordata; Aves; Columbiformes; Columbidae
Gene: MCMDC2
Product: minichromosome maintenance domain containing 2
Exons: 12
Coding region: 614-2272 (552 amino acids)
Biological process (GO): double-strand break repair via break-induced replication
Molecular function (GO): ATP binding; single-stranded DNA helicase activity; DNA binding
Source: RefSeq, a predicted model, not a curated record
ACUCAAAACAGAGUUAUGCUGUUUAUCGUUUCAUUAUUUCAAUAAAUCCUUCUGAUAUUACUGAGUUAGAUGCAGUUCUUGGAAACUACAUUCUUCAUAAUCCUAUACAAGCUGCACAGAUUUUUCAGUCAUUCUUUUUCAAUCACAGGUAUGUUUCAUAGCUAUUAAGACAUUAUCAUUAAUUGAACAAUUGCAGACAGAAGCUCAGGUGAGUCUGCACUGUUCUCCAUUUAGAUCUUAAAUCAUUUGAGUAUAGUGAAGUGUCAAAAAAUAAUACUUUUGUAUUAACUUUUCAGUUUUCAUUUUCCCUCUGGUUGUAGUAUUAUUUGUAAUUACAAGUAGCUGGAAAUGUCACCCAACCAUACUGCAAGAAUUUUGAGAUAAUUAAUGUGAAACUGAAUUACACCUCAUGUGUUUCUAAUUUUUUUCUAGUAGCUAAUUUCUAAUCAUUGUAAGUAAAGCAGUUUUAAAUAAAGUUUUUUUACAGUAUUAAUAUAAUUGUAUCUCUUGUUAGGUUAGUAUACUGCUGAAACCAACACAUUUGCCACCUUUACCAAGUUAUGUCUUCAGUCUUUCUGCAUUUCCCUUUAAUUACACAUCUCAAAGAUUUUAUAUGUCUGAAGGAAUAGCAACUGCAAUGGGAACAGUAACAAAAUAUACACAAGGAGCAAGAUUUCUUUGUACUGAGGAAACCUGUCCAUUUUCUGAAGGGUUUAGCUAUAUAAGAGUGCAUCUGCCUGGAGCUACAGAAUCUGCCACAGUGAGGAAUGAUUUUGUGUGUAGCUUGUGUUCUUCACCACUGCAGGAAGACAUGAAAUAUAGAGUACUUGGUGAUAAACAAAUAGUUGAAAUGGUUGAUGCAAAAGUUCUUAAUGCUUUGAAAGGAUAUUCCGACGAUAAAUCACAUUUUAUGAUUCAGACAUUUACAGUUUUCUUGAGAGAUGAACUGGUCAAUAAAAUGAAGAUAGGAAACCACUACAAGAUUAUAGGAAUUCCAGCUUGUGUGCAAAAUGGCUUACAAGCUACAACAUGUAUAGAAGUCAAUAGUGUACAGCUCUGUAAACCAAAUGGUCCUCCUUUUGUCGGUGACAAUUUUAAGUAUCUGCUCUCACUGACAUCAAGCUCAUGCUGGAAGUUUACCGCCAUCCUUGCCAAUAUCUUUGCUUCUCAAGUUGUCCCACCAGGCACUUGCAAUACUCUCAAACUCACUAUAUUGCUGAGCCUAGUACAGACAUGUGAAAAAGAAAAUGCAAAUUAUCUGGAUCUGUUGAUUGUGACAAGCGACACACUAGUAAUUGAUAGGCUUCUGAAUUACAGCUUAUGUCUUCUGCCUCGUGGCAUACGACACCCACCUUCUAGUGACAUUUUUCCUUCUGUGUCCAAAGAUAAACACGGAACUGGAAGUGCCAGUAUCCAAGCUUGCAGUGCUGUCCUGGCUAAGGGUGGUGUCUGUUACAUAGGAGACUUAUCUUCAUACAAAAAGGAUAAACUUGAACUCCUACAGUCCGUGCUGGAAAGCAGAAUGACAACAGUAUUCAUUCCUGGAAAGAAGUACGGAGAAGAGGCUGACCAACAAGUCACUAUUUCAGUUCAAACCAAUUUUUGGUCUUUUGUAGAUGUGGAUUCUUCCUCAAAGAAACAUAUACAAAAGGAAAACUUUUUAAUUGGACAGAUGGAUGUGAGUUUGAUUCCACCUAAUCUUCUAGAUGUUUUUGGGCUUCUGAUAUACAAUGAGUUUCCUUCGUGUCAACUAUCUUCUCCUCUUGUGCAUCAUAUCUUGAAAAAAGCUAUCAAUCCUGAAGCCAUGCUGUACAAAGUCUCACAGCAGUUCCGAAUGCAGGAUUUUGAGGAGUUUAUUUUGUUUGCUAGGAAUCUUCACGUUGAACUGAGCUCAGAAGCAGAAAACCUCAUUCAGGGCUACUAUCUUGCAAGUCGCAGACUGAGAAGAGAUUCUCUUCGUGGAUCAACAUUAUCAGCAUCUGCACUAAAAAUUCUGAUUUCACUGUCUAAGGCUCACACUAAACUAAGUUUGAGAAACAAAGUACUUGAGGAAGAUGCAUUGAUUGCCAUCUUGUUACUCGAAUCAUCUCUUACCCUAAAACAUGGCAAGUCUGCAUUAUGCAUUGCACCAAAUCCUGUAUUUCCAUUUGACCUCAGUGAUGAAAACUCCUUGCAACAGAGAGAUAGUUACCUCAUGCAGUGUCACCAGCAGCUGCUGAAGUUUAUUGCUGCCUAUGGCCCAGGAAUUCACAUUAACCCUAAUGAAGAGUAAAAACUCCACUCAGUAAGUAAUGCCUGAAGCUUCUACUUCAGCUUUUUGAGAGACUGCAAUUAGAAAUACACAACUAAUAAGGGUUUUAUUAUUUUUAUAAGACAGUUCAGUACUAUUUUGCUAAGGAAUAAAGCAUAGCUGACAGGAUUCAAUUACAAGUUUUGUGACAGUGCUGUUUGAAGUCAGGAGUGAUGUCUUCAUCCAAGGCUUUCAGAAUAAAGCCACAACCUGAACUUCCUGGCUACCACUGUUGAGUUACAGGAGUAAAGCAAGGUUUUUAAUAAGACUACAACUAACAAUUAAACCAGGAGUUUAAUUUCUAGUGUUUCAUUUCAACUACAUGAACUCUCUGUAGUUUUUCUUCUUGUUCUUUUAAAAUGUGUCACCCAAAGAGGGAUAAAUAGUUUUAAGUACAUUAAAACGUUCCAGUGUAAGCCAACUUUCUUAAAUUAUGACUCAUGUUCUAUAAAUUUUAGAAGGUAUAAAAGUACCACCAUACUGUUUAAUGUUCUCAGUUUUACAUCACAGCAACAUAAUAUUAGACCAGGUUUCUAGUGUAGCCCUGCAAUCCAGAGAGAAAAAAAAAAAAACAAACGAAAAACACUACAACAUACCAAAAGAACCACAUACCACAACCAACAAAAAACCCACAUAGUUUUUCCACGUUACUUUACAUAGUCUACAAGGGAUAGUAGAACCCUGCAGUAAAGUGAAAAAAGAAAAAAAAGAUUACUUGAUAGGUAGACAGCUCAGUAAGUUUGACUUUACCUCACUGCAAAAACAAGUGUAAAGAGUGGUGUGUAGAAGAUGAGGUGUCUGAGACACAUCAUGCUUCUCCAACUAUGGACUUCCCUGUAUUUUAUCCUCCUAGUAAAAAUAUGGCAGCAGACAUAACACUGAGCAAGUUUUAUAUCUAAGAUAUCUGCAUUUAAAAAAAAAAAGCAGCAUAAAAAUUAUACAGGCUUCCUGUCAAAUCUGGACAAGCUGAACAUGGGAGGCUUGGUGUGCCUCCUACCCAGGAUGUCAUCCAGCAGGAUCACGGUGCUACUGCUCACAAAGAUGCAAAAACCCUACAGUCACUGGAAAUUGAAUCAAUCUUGGAUUUCUGUACACAUAUUGCCUUGGGACUGCCACCACUAACAUUGUAAACACUCUCAUUUAGACAAGAAAACACAAGUUUACUACAUGUUUUGACCAUCGAUUUAUUAGAUUUUGUUCAAUUUAUUCAGUACCUUUAAAUAUUCAUACCAAGUUCUAAGAGUGUCCACAAAGUCAUUUCCCUUUCUGGAGUAACACUCUCACCUGAACUUCAUUCAAGACUUAUUCACACAUUUCACUUAACAGCUACUCUUCUGCCUUACUAUUGAUUCAAGCAGUAUUUCUGAGGAGCAAGAAGGGCCACGAAAGCAUUUCCAAGUGCAUUAGAACUCCACAUUUCAGACUGUUUUCAAGCUAAAAACAAACAAACAAA